AUGAAGUAUCGCACCCCGUCGCGGGCUUCCACGGCGUGCUUUCGCUCUUUCGAAGAAUCUGCGAGGAAGGGGCGACAUCCGUUGAGCGCGCAUCUUGCAGACGCGCGGGACGUAUUUUUCGUCUCUGGCGGCAUAGGGGCUGCUGGGGUGGAGGGUCGUGUGGCGCGGCGCGCCGCGAGCAGCGCGAGAGGGAGGCAGACAGACAGGCAGGCGGGCGUGCGUGCCGCGCCCGCAAGGCAGGAGCCGCUCCGCCCCCGCUCCCGGCCGCUCGAGCCGCCGCCACUGCCACCCCGCUCCUGCCGGGAGAAGGCGCAUAAGCAGAACGAGCAGCACCAGCGGCCAUCCUGGCAAAAGCUGCUGCGGGAGGAGGACAACAAGUACUGCGCGGACUGCGAGCCAAAGGGUCCAAGAUGGGCCUCUUGGAACACUGGUGUUUUUAUUUGCAUCAGAUGUGCGGGAAUACAUCGAAAUCUUGGGGUCCAUAUAUCAAGGGUCAAGUCUGUCAACUUGGAUCAAUGGACACCAGAACAAAUACAGUGCAUGCAGGAAAUGGGAAAUACUAAAGCAAGACUACUCUAUGAAGCUAAUCUGCCAGAGAACUUCCGAAGACCUCAAACAGAUCAAGCUGUGGAGUUUUUCAUCAGGGAUAAGUAUGAAAAGAAGAAGUAUUAUGAUAAAAAUGCAGUCAAUGCCUUCAAUAUAUCAUCAUCUGAUGCUGCUCAGCCUUUGGCAUCCUCUCCUUCUCUGCAAGCUGCUGCUGAGAAGAGCAAAGCAGAGAAGGAAAAAGAAAAAAAGAAAGAAGAGAAAAAGAGAGAGAGAGAAUCAGAAAAACCAUCAAAACAGUUAACAGCUGAAAAACCACAGAAGAAAGAGGAUCAGCAAUCAGAAGCUAAAGCAAGUCCAAAAAAGUCAUCAGAACCCACUAUUGACCUUUUAGGACUUGAUGGUCCAGCUGAAGCAUCUGUUACAAAUGGAGGCACUGCUGCUGUCACAGCACUGAAUGAUGACCUGGAUAUCUUUGGCCCAAUGAUCUCUAAUCCUUUACCAGCAACUGCUGUACCUCCUGCUCAGAGCACUUCCACUAAACCAGCAGCUGCUACCUUGUCUGCGGCAUCCGGGGAUCUUGAUCUAUUUACUGAGCAAACAACAAAAUCCGAAGAGUCAGCAAAGAAACAACUCUCCAAAGACUCCAUUUUAUCACUGUAUGGCACAGGAACCAUGCAGCAGCAAAAUGCUCCAGGUAUGUUUAUGGGGUCAUCUUCUAUGCCAUUUACCACACAACCAUCAACUCACUUUCAAGGCUUUCCAGCCAUGGGAGUUCCUGUGCCAGCAGCAACUGGGAUGAUGGGAAACGUGAUGGGACAAUCGGUGCCAGUCAUGGGACAGAGCACAGGCGUGAUGAUAGGAAUGGGAAUGCCCAAUGGAUUUACUGGUACUGCACAAACUGGUGUGAUGGGACUUCCUCAAAAUGUCGUUGGACCUCAAGGUGGAAUGGUGGGACAGAUGGUCACACCACCACAAAAUAAGUAUGGAUUGCAACAAAACCAACAAGCUCAAUGGAACCUCUCUCAGAUGAAUCAGCAAAUGGCUGGAAUGAACCUCAGCAGUUCCAGCAACGUGAUGGGCUUUGGCCAGCCCCCCAGCACAGCGGCAGGAUGGACUGGAAGCUCCUCUGGCCAGACUCUCAGCACACAACUGUGGAAAUGAAAGUUGCAAUAGAAGUCUCUCCCAGAACAGCCACCUAACAUUCCUUGUUCAAAUGCAUUUACUUUUGCUGUUCCUUCCAUGUACAUAUAUAUUCUUUUUUUUUUUCCCAGCUGUUCAGAUUAAGAAUAUAACUGACUGACCGUGUUGUGGUCUAUAUUGAUUU
Messenger RNA from Manacus vitellinus (golden-collared manakin), 1870 nucleotides. It is a transcript of the gene SMAP1, whose product is annotated as small ArfGAP 1. Gene Ontology annotation, molecular function: metal ion binding; GTPase activator activity. NCBI's taxonomy places the organism in Eukaryota, Metazoa, Chordata, Aves, Passeriformes, Pipridae. The record is from RefSeq and is a predicted model, not a curated record. Gene Ontology annotation, biological process: regulation of clathrin-dependent endocytosis.